AUGGGAAUAUUUUGUUUUGAAUUUUUGUUGAAAGUGAUAGCGUUUGGAUUUAUACUUCAUAAGGGAUCGUAUCUUCGCUCAGGAUGGAAUAUUAUGGAUUUUAUUGUUGUUGCCUCAGGUGUGGUAACGAUGCUGCCUCUUUCAUCAUCGGAUGGCGAAGGUCGAGGCUCUAUCGACCUCAGGACACUUCGCGCCGUUCGUGUCCUCAGGCCGCUCAAACUUGUCUCCGGCAUACCAAGCUUACAAGUGGUACUGAAGUCAAUACUGUGCGCGAUGGCACCAUUGCUGCAAAUUGGCUUGCUUGUGCUCUUUGCGAUUGUCAUAUUUGCCAUCAUUGGGCUUGAGUUCUACUCCGGCAUUUUCCACUCCGCCUGCUACAAUGCGCGCGGUGAAAUUGAAAAUCUCAGCGAGCGUCCAUUUCCGUGUUCCAACAAAUCCGCAGCAACGGGUGCAUAUAACUGUGAGGUUGAGGGUACAGUAUGCCUUACUCAGUGGAUUGGACCGAAUUACGGUAUCACCUCGUUUGAUAACAUUGCAUUUGCUAUGAUUACUGUAUUCCAGUGCAUUACCAUGGAGGGAUGGACCACUGUCAUGUACUAUGUUAGUUUCGCGUUGUUAUUCGCCUGA
Gongylonema pulchrum is the source of this 627-nucleotide messenger RNA. Lineage: Eukaryota; Metazoa; Nematoda; Chromadorea; Rhabditida; Gongylonematidae. The record is from the annotation of a GenBank genome assembly.